ACAGCUAUCAUCUUCAUUUCCGUCCUAACCUAGAACGAAGUGAAGUGAUUGUUUUGUCUAUAUCGGAAUUGCCAGGGGUGCUGUGUUUUCUUAGUAUGUUAGUAAGUUAUUCACAUUCAAAUUAAAAAUUUUAAAGAUUCAAAGAUUUUAUUAGGCCAUUAAGUUUGUACAAUAGGCUACGUCACAGUAAAAUAAAAAAUCAAUAAAACUAAAUAUAAAAGGAAACAAAACAAACAAAACUGCAAGUCUAAACAGCAAACCAUGAAAAGAAGUGGCAAUAUACUAUCCCAGACAUGAGGAAAAGAAACCUAAAAUAUACAAUUCAAUAUAAUAAGAAAAAUAAAUAUAAUUGAAAAAAAAACAAGCAGAUAAAAGAUAAAUUCCACUCCUAUAUUACACCUCCAAAACAUUGGUAACAAGAUUUGAGCAACAGAUCAACAGAUGUCUGAAAAUGAAUGAGUAUGUAACUAUUGAAUAGUUAACAAAUUCUUCAACCAAGGGAAAUAUUUAAAUAGACAUACAAAUCAUACUGACUAGUUGAGUCAUGUAGUUAGUUACUUGGUCCCGAUAAGUGUUCCUCAUAAUUCGAUAGUGAUACGUAAAAAAAAUGUUAAACAUCAAUAAACAGCUCCCUUUUAAAUGUCCAGUAUGUUCAAUUAUCUUCUCAUCUCAGUGGAAAAUGAGGACACAUAUAUUAGAGCAUACGGGUGAGCGGCCCUUUAAAUGUUUGAUAUGUGAGCAAACCUUUAUACAACUAAAACUUGUAAAGAGUCAUUUGAUGAAACACUCUGAGGAGAGCCCAUAUAAGUGCUCCACAUGCGGAAAAUCUUUCACAACCAACCAUAAUAUGAAGAGACAUUCAUUGGUUCAUACUGGAGAGCGACCUUAUCAGUGCAGUACAUGCGGAAAAUCUUUCACAACCAAAAAAGUUAUGGAAAGACAUACAUUGGUUCAUACUGGAGAGCGACCUUAUAAGUGCAGUACAUGUGGAAAAUCUUUCACAACCAAUAGCCAAAUGAAGGAACAUGCAUUAGUUCAUAGUGGAGAGCGACCUUAUAUGUGCAGUACAUGCGGAAAAUAUUUUACAACAAAAAUGUAUAUGAAGAAACAUACAUAUGUUCAUACAUUAGAGCGACCUUAUAAGUGCAGUACAUGCGGAAAAUCUUUCACAACCAAAACUUAUAUGAAGAAACAUACAUAUGUUCAUACUGGAGAGCGACCUUACAAGUGCAGUACAUGCGGAAAAUCUUUUACAACAAAAAUUUAUAUGAAGAAACAUACAUAUGUUCAUACAUUAGAGCGACCUUAUAAGUGCAGUACAUGCAGAAAAUCUUUUACAACCAAUAGCAAAAUGAAGGAACAUGCAUUAGUUCAUACCAGAGAGCGACCUUAUAAGUGCAGUACAUGUGGAAAAUCUUUUACAACAAAAAUGUAUAUGAAGAAACAUACAUAUGUUCAUACAUUAGAGCGACCUUAUAAGUGCAGUACAUGCGGAAAAUCUUUUACAACCAAUAGCAAAAUGAAGGAACAUGCAUUAGUUCAUACCAGAGAGCGACCUUAUAAGUGCAGUACAUGUGGAAAAUCCUUCAGAUACAAAAGCUAUAUGAUUCAACAUACAUAUGUUCAUACUGGAGAGCGACCUUAUAAGUGCAGUACAUGCGGAAACUCUUUCACAAACAAAUCUUAUAUGAAGAAACAUACAUUAAUUCAUACUGGAGAGUAA
This is a messenger RNA of Macrosteles quadrilineatus (aster leafhopper), 1723 nucleotides long. RefSeq names its product zinc finger protein 551-like. Gene Ontology annotation, cellular component: nucleus. Bases 608 to 1723 code for a protein of 371 amino acids. Lineage: Eukaryota; Metazoa; Arthropoda; Insecta; Hemiptera; Cicadellidae. The transcript is spliced from 2 exons. The record is from RefSeq and is a predicted model, not a curated record.